UCACUGCAUCAUACAAAAGACAGCGGGAUGGCGGCUUCCUCGAUGCGAGACCUCAUUACAUGGCCCGGAAGACGGAUGGGUUCAUAGAUGAUAUAUGGAACGGACGACGACGAACAAAAGUUCAUAGCAAAAUCUUUUUUUUUUUUUUGGUGAACAAGCAAGCAUAUCUUCCUGUCCUGACCCGCUUGAUUCCCAUUUCUUGAUGAGGAUAUAGUAAUAGUAUACAGAUUGAAGUUGAAUUCUUAGUCCUACCUUCAUGUGGACAGAUUGAUGCUUCAGCUUGACGGGUCUGCUUUGUAUCUGUCUCUGAAUAUUCGAACCUUAUCCGUCCACUUGUUCGAGCUCGGGAGCUUGCGCUAGCAGCCAUCACGCCCAAGGAUGCUCCCUCAAUGUUACAACGUAGCGAUAUCAUGUGAAGCUCUCGUUCGCAUCCCUCUUCUCGGCAGUAACCAUCACAGACAGCAGUAUCGCCCCUGCCCGAGUAUUGGUCCUAGGAGGUUGAUGAUGGGGUCUAACUAUGAGUCAAAUGGUAUCUGGAGGCAUCCUUGUCCUAUGAAUAUGAAUGUGGUGACUUCUUCGAGAAGUUCUUGUCCAAUAAAUGCAGUGGUGCUUGGCGAAGCCCUUGCUUCGGAGGAAAGUGAACUUGUCUUCCCAAGUAAAGAUUUCUCCGGUCAGGCCAUGGUUGCCUCCCUUGAAAAGUACUUGGAGAUGUACAAAAGGUCCAUUGAAGACCCUGCUGGGUUUUGGUCCGAUAUUGCAUCGCAGUUCUACUGGAAGGAGAAGUGGGGCAAGCAAGUUUACUCUGAGAAUCUUGAUGUGAGGAAAGGAGAUAUCAAGAUCGAGUGGUUCAAGGGAGGUAUUACCAACAUUUGCUAUAAUUGCUUGGAUAGGAAUGUGGAAACUGGGAACGGGGACAAAAUUGCCAUUUACUGGGAAGGAAAUGAGCCAGGCUCUGAUGGCAGCUUAACUUAUUCACAACUCCUGCAAAAAGUUUGCCAGCUUGCAAAUUACUUAAAAGAUGUUGGGGUGAAGAAGGGUGAUGCUGUGGUGGUUUAUCUGCCAAUGCUAAUGGAACUCCCAAUAACAAUGCUUGCAUGUGCUCGAAUUGGUGCCAUUCACUCGGUUGUAUUUGCUGGUUUUUCUUCAGAAUCCCUCGCUCAGAGGAUCAUGGAUUGCAAACCGAAGGCUGUUAUUACUUGCAAUGCUGUUAAAAGAGGGCCUAAGGUCAUAUAUCUUAAGGGCAUCGUUGAUACUGCUCUUGCUGAAUCAGCUAAAAGUGGGAUAUCCAUUGAUGUCUGCCUAACCUAUGAAAAUCAGUCGGCCAUGAUGAGAGGCGAAACCAAAUGGCAGGAAGGAAGAGACAUUUGGUGGCAGGAUGUGGUUCCUAAAUAUCCAACUACUUGUGAAGUGGAGUGGGUUGAUGCAGAAGAUCCCCUCUUCCUCCUUUAUACCAGCGGAAGCACAGGGAAGCCAAAGGGUGUUCUGCAUACGACUGGUGGGUAUAUGGUAUACACUGCGACCACAUUUAAGUAUGCAUUCGACUACAAGCCUUCCGAUGUUUACUGGUGCACAGCAGAUUGUGGUUGGAUCACAGGGCACAGCUACGUCACUUAUGGACCUAUGCUGAACGGAGCAACGGUUAUAGUCUUUGAAGGGGCACCAAGUUAUCCAGAUCCAGGACGAUGUUGGGAUAUUGUGGACAAGUACAAGGUGACGCUUUUCUACACUGCUCCCACAUUGGUUCGAUCCCUCAUGCGAGCUGGGGAUGAGUAUGUGACGCGAUAUUCUCGCAAAUCAUUACGGGUCCUUGGAAGUGUUGGAGAGCCUAUCAACCCAAGCGCUUGGAGGUGGUUCUUCAACGUGGUCGGGGAUUCGAGGUGUCCCAUAUCUGACACUUGGUGGCAAACUGAGACUGGGGGCUUCAUGAUAACUCCACUUCCCGGUGCCUGGCCUCAGAAGCCCGGUUCUGCUACCUUUCCUUUCUUUGGAGUUCAGCCAGCAAUAGUGGACGAGAAGGGGCUUAAACUUGAAGGCGAGUGCAGUGGGUACCUUUGUGUGAAGAGCUCGUGGCCGGGAGCAUUUCGCACCUUAUAUGGGGAUCACGAACGAUAUGAAACCACCUACUUCAAGCCAUUCCCAGGCUAUUAUUUCAGUGGCGAUGGAUGCAGCAGGGACAAGGAUGGAUACUACUGGCUUACUGGUAGAGUCGAUGACGUAAUCAACGUCAGGUACCACUCUUACCUUCCAUGGGCUGCCUAUUCAAAGAUGAAACUUUCAAUCUGGGACUUUGUAUUUAUCACUAAUAAAUUCCCGGUGAUCCGAACAUGUGGUAGUGGCCAUCGUAUUGGCACGGCAGAAGUUGAAUCAGCUCUCGUUUCCCACCCGCAGUGUUCUGAAGCUGCUGUGGUCGGUGUCGAGCACGAGGUCAAGGGACAGGGAAUCUAUGCCUUUGUUACACUUGCCGACGGUGUCCCUUACAGCGAAGAACUUCGGAAGAGUCUCGUCGUCACCGUGAGAAAGCAGAUCGGAGCAUUUGCAGCACCAGACAAGAUUCACUGGGCACCUGGCCUCCCAAAGACCCGAAGCGGGAAGAUAAUGAGGCGAAUUCUUAGGAAGAUCGCUUCUCGACAAUUAGACGAGCUGGGGGACACAAGCACUCUGGCUGAUCCGUCUGUUGUUGAUCAGUUAAUUGCACUCAGUGAUAGCUAGAGUGGGCUUGAUUACUAGGAAGGUUGUAGAAAUCCAUCUAUUCCUGGGAAGUGCUCGGUCCUCAGGCGACAAUUGGAACAAUCCUGCUCCUGCCAAUUUCUAGACUUGCGCCAAAUAAUAUACCUGUUCAGGUUCUGCUCUCCUGAAACUGCUCGGUUCGAAAACUGGCAAACGCGUAUAGACACAAUAGUGUAUCUGGUUUACUUUCACUUAUGUCAUUCAGCUUGAAGUAUGACUAAUACAAGGUUUCUUCC
Molecule: messenger RNA, 2963 nt
Organism: Punica granatum (pomegranate)
Lineage: Eukaryota; Viridiplantae; Streptophyta; Magnoliopsida; Myrtales; Lythraceae
Source: RefSeq, a predicted model, not a curated record